AAAUACAAGCCAGGAUAUGCUCGCCUCCAAGCUGCGCCGGUGCUUCUCGACCGAGGCCGCAACGAGCGCGCUCCACACGCUCUUCGCCUCGGUGGCGGCCCAUGAGAUGUCGGCCGACGACGCCAUGGCGCAAUGGCGGCACGUCGAGUACGAUGCGCUCGAGGCCUUUGCCAAGAUCGACGGGCAGCGAGCGGCGCGGACGGGCUUCCCCGAGGUCGUUUACGCCGAGGGCAAGACGUCUUUGCAAGUAGCCUCGAUCUUACUAGCGAUGCAAAAGUCCACUGACGUGGUCAUGGCCACUCGCGUCAGCGCCGCGAUGGCCGCCGACGUCCUCGCUGAGCCUGGCCUCGAGGUACCGGCGUCUCUCUUCGAUUCGUCGUUGUUGCAGUGCAUACGCGCCCUCAAUGAUGUUGCACAGAUUGUCUGCGUCUUGUGCGCCGGAACUUCCGACUUGCCCGUCGCAGAGGAGGCAGCCGUGACGCUCGAGCUCGCGGGUCUCGACGUGCGGCGCAUCUAUGACGUGGGGGUUGCCGGUCUGCACCGACUCUUGCGCCACCGCCGCGCAGUCGAGGACGGCGACGUCAUCAUCGUCGUGGCCGGCAUGGAUGGAGCACUGCCGGGUGUCGUCGGAGGUCUGACGACCAAGCCGAUCGUUGCCGUGCCCACCAGCGUCGGGUAUGGCGCAGCAUUUGCGGGGCUUGCGCCGCUGCUUACGAUGCUCAACGCGUGCUCGCCGGGCGUCGGCGUCGUCAACAUCGACAAUGGAUUUGGCGCCGCCGUACUCGCCCAUCGCAUCGUCGCUGCGCACCCCAAGACGCCAUCGACGUAA
This is a messenger RNA of Saprolegnia parasitica CBS 223.65, 829 nucleotides long. RefSeq lists its product as hypothetical. Bases 17 to 829 code for a protein of 270 amino acids. Lineage: Eukaryota; Oomycota; Saprolegniomycetes; Saprolegniales; Saprolegniaceae. Gene Ontology annotation, molecular function: hydrolase activity. The transcript is spliced from 7 exons. The record is from RefSeq and is a predicted model, not a curated record. Gene Ontology annotation, biological process: 'de novo' IMP biosynthetic process.